AGCCAUUGGUCGUUUUCCUUUGCCCCGUCAGCCAAGGAGAGUAAAGGUCGGCGACAGAGCAGAUCCUUCCCGGCGAGGCAUCGGCGACGGCCGGCGACCGCAUCGGCAUCGCCCGAGUCUCCUUACCCACCCGACCCCCACCCCACCCGUGAGGCUCGCUCUCCUGCGCCGAAACCCUAGCUGAUUUUUUCAUCAGCAGCACAUCAUGCAGAGGCCCAGCAAACUGCCUGCCAUCUCUCUCCCCGGAUGCCCUACCUUUUUCGGACCCCAAGGUUGGGAGGACCUCCCAGAUGGCUUGCUUCACUCCAUCAUUGGUCAGCUGGGCUCUUUCCGAGACAUUAUUGGCUUUGCCGCGGCAUGUCCCUCUUGGCGUGCUGCCUUCUCCUCGUACCCAUCCAAGUCCACGCUCCGUACAAAAUUUCCACCUCUCCUCAUCCAGCCCCAUAUUCGUGUACAAGGUCCUCUUCUUCCUUGUACCAGUGGUUGUGGUGAGCUACACCCAUGUAAGGUUGUUGAUCCAGCCAACCUAAACACCGCCCUUCGCUGUUGGAUCCCUCAAGAUACCCUGGAGAAGAUGACAUUUAUUGGAUCCUCCUAUGGUAAUCUCAUCUACUACUGCAACGGAUACUGUCGCAUCAUCGAUGUGUUCACCGGUGACAAGGUCUCAACUCCACGUCUCCCAUCCCGUGCUGAAUGUUCAGAAAUUCACUUGACUGGCAUUCUAACAGCCCCACUUGCAUCAUCCAACUCACGUCUCCUUGUCAGUACCGAGUCCUUCCUGUUGGAUUUGCCCAUUGGAAGCGAGUCCUGGUCCGAACUGCAGCUCCCUUCCCAGUUUGUAAUAGACCAUUUUGUGGAAUUCGAUGGCCAGUUCAUUGUCUCGAAUAGCUAUGGGAGAUCCUACAGUCUGCAGCUGGCCCCUCAGCAUGGUCUGCAGGAGAUAAAAACCAAGCCUGUGGGAGGAAGGCCGGUGGUAGGAAGGCUGGUGGUUUGUGGUGAUAUGCUUCUCAUUCUGAGUUUUGGCAGGUUCCACCGCCUCGACAUGUCAACCGAGCCUGCGACACGGGUGGCCGUGGAGAAGCUGGGUGAGCGGGCACUCUUUAUAGGGGCGGAAGUCAAGAGCACACCGCAUUCUUGCAUGAGCCCGGAGCUAUGGGGAGGAAGGAGCGACAUCGCUUACUGUGCUCGUACAUCUCGACCUUGGUAUCUCUAUAGGCUGUGUGGCGUGCCAGAUCGCCCGCGGGGUAGAACAAGACAGAUCGAAGCUGCAGGCGUUGGAGGCACCCCAGUGCAGUCAUCAAUUCGGCCGCUCUGGCUGUACCCAAGCAUGUUCUAUUCGGAUGGCCAAUGAAUAAUCCAGCCAACUAGUAAGUAGAGCUUGCCGCCGCAGCACUGGCUUCAUCUGAAAUUUCACUUUGAGAUCCAGGGAGCAGAGAUUGGUUUUUGCUGCAUGGGUAGAAUAUAUGUUACUCGUGGCAUGCAUUAGCGGCUGGAAAGUUUGGUACGUAUGAUAAGUUUUGACUUUUGUGGUGAGCUUUACUAGAAGGCAUAAUAAAACUCAGUUAUCCGGUUUUUACCAACCUGUGCUCCCUGUCUAAUACACCCUCUGCUCGUUAAUAUAACAUGUUUGUGCUUGUACUUGA
Molecule: messenger RNA, 1643 nt
Organism: Hordeum vulgare subsp. vulgare (domesticated barley)
Lineage: Eukaryota; Viridiplantae; Streptophyta; Magnoliopsida; Poales; Poaceae
Exons: 2
Coding region: 206-1351 (381 amino acids)
Molecular function (GO): protein binding
Source: RefSeq, a predicted model, not a curated record